Messenger RNA from Harpegnathos saltator (Jerdon's jumping ant), 1768 nucleotides. It is a transcript of the gene Ppa, whose product is annotated as F-box and leucine rich repeat protein partner of paired. The coding region runs from base 128 to 1648 and encodes 506 amino acids. Gene Ontology annotation, cellular component: SCF ubiquitin ligase complex. Gene Ontology annotation, molecular function: protein binding. The record is from RefSeq and is a predicted model, not a curated record. The transcript has a single exon. Gene Ontology annotation, biological process: SCF-dependent proteasomal ubiquitin-dependent protein catabolic process. NCBI's taxonomy places the organism in Eukaryota, Metazoa, Arthropoda, Insecta, Hymenoptera, Formicidae.
UGCUGCUGCUGCCGCCGCCGCCGCCGCCGCUGCCGCUGCCGCUGCCUCCGCUGGCGAAGCGGCGCGUACGGCUUCGGUGGCGCGCGCCUGUUACGGCGGCGCGGUUACGGCAUACACGGAGGCAGACAUGGAGGAGAGUCAGCUGUUGAUGACGGAACUUCCGGCGCUAACGCCGAGCCGUGGCGGCACGACGCUGCUGCACAGGCCCGGGCACUAUUACCACCUGCACCAACCGCACUUGGCGAUCCCGACGCCGCAGAGCCAGGCGAUCUCGAUGCACAACUCCAGCACGGCGCCGCACUACAACGCGAGCAACGACGCCGCCGGCGGCGGCGUCGGCGGUGCCGGCGGCGGAGGCGGCCCCGCGAAUGCCGGCGGCUUGCCGGCUUACGUGCAGGGCGGCAUCUCGUCGCGGCAGAUGCCGCAGGUGCCGCGCGGCACCGCCGCCGCGGCCGGACACGCCGUCGCCAGCACCCACGUGUCCUGCCUCUACCCGGAGAUCCUCGCGUUGAUCUUCAGCUACUUGGAGGUGCGCGAUAAAGGACGAGCGGCGCAGGUGUGCACCGCGUGGCGCGACGCCGCGUAUUACCGCUCGGUCUGGCGAGGGGUCGAGGCGCGGCUGCACCUGAGGAAACAGGCGCCGGCGUUGUUCGCCAGCCUGGUGCGACGCGGCGUGAAGAAGGUGCAGGUACUGUCGCUCAGGCACGGCCUCAGCGCCGUGCUGAGGGGCGUGCCGAAUCUCGAGGCGCUCAACUUGUCCGGCUGCUACAACAUCACCGACACCGGCAUCAUGAGCGGCUUCUGCCAGGAACUGCCGACCCUCACCGUGCUCAACCUGUCGCUGUGCAAGCAGGUGACGGACACGUCGCUCGGCCGGAUAGCGCAGUACUUGAAGAACCUCGAACAUCUCGAGCUAGGCGGAUGCUGCAACAUCACCAACACCGGCCUCAUGGUGAUCGCGUGGGGACUGAAGAAACUCAAGCGGCUGGACCUGAGGAGCUGCUGGCACGUGUCCGACCAGGGUAUCGCUUACCUGGCCGGGCUGAACCGCGAGGCCGACGGUAACCUCGCUCUGGAGCACCUGAGUCUACAGGACUGCCAGCGACUGAGCGACGAGGCGCUCAGGAACGUGUCGCUUGGCCUCACCACCCUCAAGUCCAUUAACCUGUCGUUUUGCGUCUGCAUCACCGACUCCGGCGUCAAGCAUCUGGCGCGGAUGUCGAGUCUGCGCGAGCUCAACCUACGCUCCUGCGACAACAUCUCCGACAUCGGCAUGGCGUACCUCGCCGAGGGCGGCAGCCGCAUCACCUCGCUCGACGUGUCGUUCUGCGACAAAAUCGGCGAUCAGGCGCUCGUCCACAUCUCCCAGGGUCUGUUCAACCUCAAGUCCCUGUCACUGUCCGCCUGCCAGAUCAGCGACGAGGGCAUCUGCAAGAUCGCCAAGACCCUGCACGACCUCGAGACCCUCAACAUCGGCCAGUGCAGCCGACUCACCGACCGGAGUCUGCACACCAUGGCCGAGAACAUGAAGCAUCUCAAGUGCAUCGACCUGUACGGCUGCACCAAGAUCACCACCAGCGGCCUCGAGCGGAUCAUGAAGCUGCCGCAGCUGAGUACGUUGAAUCUUGGCCUGUGGCACGUGCGGUGAUGGCUUUUUCCGUCGGAGCAGAGCGCUCGUCGGGACGAACGCCAUCAUCGUCAUCGUCACCGUCAUCGUCACCAUCACCAGCAUCGUCACCACCACCACCAACACCAUCACCACCACCAC